This is a messenger RNA of Phlebotomus argentipes, 1444 nucleotides long. RefSeq names its product pyridine nucleotide-disulfide oxidoreductase domain-containing protein 1 (gene Pyroxd1). Gene Ontology annotation, molecular function: flavin adenine dinucleotide binding; oxidoreductase activity. The transcript has a single exon. The coding region runs from base 1 to 1389 and encodes 462 amino acids. NCBI's taxonomy places the organism in Eukaryota, Metazoa, Arthropoda, Insecta, Diptera, Psychodidae. The record is from RefSeq and is a predicted model, not a curated record.
AUGGGGAAGUAUCAGGGGACUUUUGUGAUUGUUGGCGGAGGAAUAGCCGGCGUGUCAUGUGCAGAAACCAUUGCGUUCUAUUGUCCUGAGGAGAAGAUCGUUCUGCUGACAGAAUCCUCCCUUAUAAAGGCUGUCACGCAGCUGGUGUCGCUGGGAAAAGCCCUGACGCGCUUCGAGGUGGUGGAGAGAAGUGCCGAGACGAUCGGGAAGUGUGUCCAGGUGGUCACAGACAAGUUGUCCAGCGUUAGGACGCGAGAGAAGAUCAUCAUUACUGAGAAAGGACACGAGAUUUCAUACAAAUAUCUUUGUCUCUGCACUGGCGCUCGUCCGAAGGUGAUCGAGGAGAGUCCGAAUGUGAUUGGGAUUCGCGACACGGAGUCUGUGGAGGAGUUUCAGCGGAGGAUUAAGGAUAGCGAGAGGAUUGUGUUGGUGGGAAAUGGUGGAAUUGCCAGUGAGAUUGCGUUCGAAGUCAAAGGCGUGGCGAUUGACUGGGUGAUCAAGGACAAUCACAUGUCCUCCACGUUCCUGGAUCCGGGAGCGGCAGAGUUCUUCAGGCAGCGUCUGCAGGAGAAGCAGCACAAUUCGAGCGCCGGCGGUGCGACGGUGAAGAGGAUGCGCUAUGGCGAGACACAGGGCAGCAGUGGAGCCGCUCUGGGGCCGGAUUGGCAUCGGAUGCUGGAUGUUUGCGGAAAUGCGCGGGAUUUGCCGGACUCUGUCAGCAUUCACAGCGGCUGCGAAGUGAGGAAUGUGCGCAAAAGUGCCAACGGGAGGAAAUUAAGUGUUGACUUGACAAACGGCCGGGCGAUUGAGUGCGACUUUGUCGUCUCAGCGACUGGUGUCGAUCCCAGAAUUGAUUACACUGUGGAUUCGCCUCUGGAGCGUGCCACAGACGGUGGGAUUUCAGUCAAUGAACUCAUGCGAACCUCCGUGGCGGACAUUUUCGCGGCGGGCGAUUGCUGCACGGCGUCGUGGACGCUGCCCGACAACUGGUUCCAGAUGCGCCUGUGGACGCAGGCCAGACAGAUGGGCAUGAUGGCCGGCAAGGCGAUGGCGAUGACCGCGCUGGGGCAGCAGGAGCAGAUUGUGCAGGACUUCUGCUUUGAGUUCUUCGGCCAUGUGACGAAACUCUUCGGGCUGCAGGUUGUGCUGCUGGGCAGAUACAAUGGCCAGGGCUUGGGCACCGGCUACGAAGCCCUGGUGCGCGUGACACCCAAUCAGGAGUACAUCAAACUCGUACUGGUCGGCGGAAGGCUGCAGGGCGCCAUCCUGAUCGGCGAGACGGGCCUGGAAGAGACUUUCGAGAACCUCCUGCUGAACCAACUCGAUCUCACGCCCUUCGGCGCCGAUCUGCUGGAUCCCAACAUCGACAUUGAGGACUACUUCGACUAGAGACACCCUGUAAGAUCACUUGAAUCACUUGAAUACAUGGCGAUGCAGAUGAUAA